This is a messenger RNA of Talaromyces rugulosus, 2064 nucleotides long. RefSeq lists its product as uncharacterized. The transcript has a single exon. The record is from RefSeq and is a predicted model, not a curated record. Bases 1 to 2064 code for a protein of 687 amino acids. NCBI's taxonomy places the organism in Eukaryota, Fungi, Ascomycota, Eurotiomycetes, Eurotiales, Trichocomaceae.
AUGGCGCAACAACCCCAGGGCUUGUCCCGAACCUUGCCCAAGAGCUUUACCUUUCCGUCCGCCUACCACAACAUUCCCAGAACCCCGGAACACGCCCAUGUCGAACCAGAGAUCCCUCCGCCGCCUCGCCACUCGAGCUACCGCGUCAGGCGCCCACGCUUUGGCAGCGAGGCCAAUAUUUUCUCGACCAUGAACAGCGCUCCGAGCAUUUUCGACUUCACCCGACCCGAUGUUCCGCUUCCCUCGAUCGAAUUCCCCCAGUCAGACACCGUGUCCGAGCCCGACUUCCCUCCCUCGGACCCUGUGACAUCUGAUCUUUUGCAGGUUCCCGCUCUUGCGCGCACCGAAUUCAAAACCCCCCCGGCUCAGAUCCGCACGACUCCAUACAACUUCCCUCAGCCGACCCCCGAAAGGGCAGACAGCUUCCAAGAUGACCCGAUUGAAAGGCCCAGUUCGCGAGCCUCUGACUCUUCUAUCUCUUCAAUCGAUACCUAUGUCACUCAACCGUCCCUUGGCGGCAGCUGCACAAGCCCGGAGAGCGAAAUCUACGAUCCCUUUGGUUUCCAGCCAGACGAGACAAGGAAAUAUCUCCUCGAAACCCCAUCCAGCCGCACGACCAAGCGGGGCCAGUCGCUAGACACCCCAAAGAAAAACAACAAGUCGAGAUGGACAACGGAGAUGGACAAUCAUCUAUGGAACGUCUACCAGAUCUAUUUACAAGAUCCGACAAUCACUCCGUUCAAGAUGCUUCCUGGAAGCCUCCCGCCUUUGGGUGUGUCUCACCGAGUUGCUCGGGAGGCCAAGAAGACUUGGCCACGUCUUAAAUCACGCAAGGAACCGACCCUAGAAGCUAGCGAGCCAGCUGGCUCGAGCCUCAAGAAAGACGCCCUUGCUACCGAGUCGCGAAGCGGCAGUAGUACUCCGACUGGGUCCAAGUUGGCAGGUGCUCAACUCCGCUGGCCACGAUCUGAAGCAACCACAAGAAGACGACUGAAGAUCCUGUGUAGGCGCAAGUUCUCAAUUGCGCCACACUAUCAGCGCUUGUUGGCCUCACGGAGUCCGUCUCCUUUCCUGGAUCCCUUCACGACGUCUACCCAAGAACAGGCUCCACAACUGGGUCCCCCUUCCAACGAAUCCGCCGCUUUUACGACCCGCGACCUCGGUGUAUCUCUUAUUUCGAGUUCUCUGCCAUCAACCUUUACUCAACCACCAUUCAUCAGCCCAACUUCUGUGGAACCCACCCGAACCGAGAACUGGUUCAACAGCCCAGAGAGCCAGCCCUUCCAGCAACAGCAGCAGCCUAGUAUCGAGAUUUCAGCUGCUCCUACUAAUCCUGCCCAUUCUGCUAUGGCCGAGCCAUUACCUCGCUUGGGAUCUCCGUUCAUGUAUAACACCUGGGGCCCCGAUACAUCUAAUCGCGAACUUCGCACUCCGGCCCGCAAAGUCCGACGAGAUACAGUCCACGUGGCCGGGUCGCGAUUGAGAUCACCUCCUCGAAUGGAUCUGGGUUCCAAUGUUCACAAGCGCCGAGUAUAUCACCGCAUCGAAUCGAGUCCCAACUCAGCCGAUGUCCAGCGCAGUAUCCGCGACCUGGCCCGUGAUGGUAAAUUAAAAGAUGGUCAGCGUCGAGUACGACUGCGCAACCGUGGUAAUACGACAAGUGGUGGUUUCAGCUCAAAGGAGCGCAUCGAGCAACUCUUUUCCCCAACAUCACCUUUCACUUUCCCGGCUAGCUCAGAGAAUGAACCACCUCAGACUGCCAGUGGUAUCUCAGAGGGGCUCCUUCGUCCUCGUAGUGAGACAAUCCGACGUCUUGGGUCUCCGUUUAGUCUCGAAAACAAACCACGUUUUCCACACGGGACUCCUCGCCAUGCCCCAUCACUUUCGGACUCAUUUACUCCCCCCAACUCCGCCAAUACACAAGGUUAUUAUUACAGCGAAGCCUCGCCUGCCAAAGACCAAACCCCUUCCGGAAAACUGCCUUACGACCCCACCGAGGAGGGAAUUUCAGACGCUGAGCGAAUUCGCCGACAAAUCUUGAACUUGCCUUUUACGAAGAAUUAG